This is a messenger RNA of Lepisosteus oculatus (spotted gar), 1598 nucleotides long. Lineage: Eukaryota; Metazoa; Chordata; Actinopteri; Semionotiformes; Lepisosteidae. The record is from RefSeq and is a predicted model, not a curated record.
GUGGAACAGUCCCGGGCAGCAGCACUAUGAGAGGCGGAGGGGCAGACAUGAGGCAGAGGAGCCUGGAAUACAGUGUGGAGAGACGGGUGCUGGACGAGGAGACCCUGGAGGAGGUGGCACAGCGGAGGGAGCCGGGACCCCAGGCCCCGCUGGCACACAGGCUGAGAGACUCGCUCAGCUGCUCAGGCCCCAGGCUGAAGCGUGUGGUGCUCAGGUGUGUCCCUGUCCUCUCCUGGCUGCCCCGUUACUCCUUCAGGGACUACGCCCUGGGGGACCUCGUCUCCGGGAUCAGCGUGGGCAUCAUGCACCUGCCGCAGGGGAUGGCCUACGCUCUCCUGGCCUCGGUGCCCCCUGUGUUCGGCCUGUACUCCUCCCUCUACCCCUUCCUGGUGUAUUUCAUCUUCGGGACAUCCCGGCACAUCUCGAUAGGCACCUUUGCGGUGGUCAGCAUUAUGGUGGGCGGGGUGACGGAGCGCGUGGCUCCAGACCACGACUUCCUGGUAAACGGCACCAACGGGUCAGGCGUCAUCGACAUCGCGGCACGAGAUGCUCAGAGGGUCCAGGUGGCCGUGGCGGCCACUGUCCUGGCUGGGAUUUUCCAGGUGGUUCUGGGUCUGGUGCGGUUCGGCUUCGUGGUGACCUACCUGUCCGAGCCUCUGGUCAGGGGGUACACCACAGCUGCUGCCACUUAUGUUGUCAUCACGCAGCUCAAAUACAUCUUCGGCAUCCACCCCAAACGACACAGCGGCCCUCUAGCACUGGUGUAUAUCGUGGUCGGGACCCUCGUCUCCAACCUGGCCUGGCUGGACCCCCGGUACGGCGUUGAGGUGGUGGGGGUGAUUCCUAGCGGUCUGAAGCCCCCCAGACCCCCAAACGUCAGCCUGUUCAGGGAGGUGAUUGGAGACGCAUUCGCUUUGGCCAUCGUGGGCUACGCCAUAUCCAUCUCUCUGGGCAAAACCUUCGCGCUCAAGCACGGCUACAAGGUGGACAGUAACCAGGAGCUGGUGGCUCUGGGCCUCAGUAACACGUUCGGGGGGUUUUUCCAGUGCUACUCCGUCUGCUCCUCCAUGUCCCGCAGCCUGAUACAGGAGAGCACAGGGGGCAAGACCCAGAUAGCGGGGCUGGUGUCCUCAGGGAUCGUCCUGAUCACCGUGCUGAAACUGGGCUCACUGUUCCAGGAGCUGCCCAAGGCUGUGCUGUCGGCCAUCGUGUUCGCCAACCUCAGGGGGAUGUUCCGGCAGUACGGGGACAUCUGCAUGCUGUGGAGGACCAGCCGGGUCGACCUGGUGAGGGGGUACCCUCGCUUCUCCGUCCUGGGGCAGAUUCCCGGCACUGAGAUCUACCUGGACGUGGAGACGUACUCUGAGGCCAGGGAGAUCCCAGGCAUCACCAUCUUCCACUCCUCCGCCACCAUGUACUUCGCCAACGCCGACAUGUACCUGGAGGCGCUGAAAGAAAAGAGUGGGAUCGACAUCGGAAAGCUGCUGAUCUACAAGAAGAAGCUGGAGGGCAGGGAGUGCUGGGCUAGGAAGCAGCCCCCCCCCCACCUCAAAACCACACAGAACGAGCCGGGCCCUUGCAGACCCAUGGCACAGUAA